Messenger RNA from Tetranychus urticae (two-spotted spider mite), 1578 nucleotides. Its product is annotated as short/branched chain specific acyl-CoA dehydrogenase, mitochondrial. The record is from RefSeq and is a predicted model, not a curated record. Gene Ontology annotation, cellular component: mitochondrion. Gene Ontology annotation, molecular function: acyl-CoA dehydrogenase activity; flavin adenine dinucleotide binding. Lineage: Eukaryota; Metazoa; Arthropoda; Arachnida; Trombidiformes; Tetranychidae.
AAAGAUAAACACAAAAUCUGUUGCUUUUUAGUUUUUAGUUUUUUACUCAAAACUAUUUUUUCGUUACCUUUUUGUUAUUUGUUAAUUAAUACACAUAAAUUUUUAUCAAUGGUUUUAUUUAAUAGUGUAAGAGGUUUAAAUUCAAAGGCUGCUGUUCUCAGCAAGUUUUUCAAUGGAGCUUUGGAGAGAAAAUUCAAUUGUGUUAGACAAUUAUCCACACAAGUUGUCUUUAAAGGAACCCCAGCCUCAAUUUUAGUUUCUGAGGAUGAAGCAGCAAUUCGAGAAAUGAUUACUAAAAUGUGUCAAAAUGUGAUCAGUCCAAGAGUGAAAAAAAUGGAUUCAACUUCAACUAUGGAUAAAGAAGUGAUCGACGCUUUAUUUCAAAAUGGGUUAAUGGGAAUCGAUACAGAUCCAAAAUAUGGAGGUACAGGGGCAAGUUUUUUAGCUACUGUGUUGGCUGUUGAAGAGUUAGCUAAAUUUGAUCCCUCGGUUAGUAUAUUAAUGGAUGUACACAGCACUGUGUGUAUGUCAACCUUCAACAAAUUCGCUUCUGAGGAACAUCGAGAAAAAUAUUUACCUAGGUUAUGUAAAGAUACGAUAGCUUCGUUUUGUCUCUCAGAAGUCGAAUCAGGCUCUGAUGCAUUCGCCCUGAAAACCCGAGCAAUAGACAAAGGAGAUCAUUUCGUAAUCAAUGGAAGUAAAUGUUGGAUUUCAAAUUCACGAGAAGCCGGUAUAUUCCUCGUCUUUGCUAAUGUCGAUCCAAGCAAGGGAUACAAAGGAAUAACUUGUUUCAUUCUGGAAAAGGGUAUGCCUGGCUUAACUGUUGCCAAACCUGAGGACAAGUUAGGUAUAAGAGCAUCAUCAACAUGCACAGUUUCAUUCGAAGAUGUUAAAGUUCCUAAAGAAAAUGUACUCGGACAGAUUGGCCAUGGUUAUAAAUAUGCAAUUGGUGUCUUGAACGAAGGAAGAAUUGGAAUUGGAGCUCAAAUGACCGGACUAGCACAAGGAUGUUUUGAUCAUGCUGUUAAAUAUGCACUUGAAAGAAAACAAUUCGGGCAAGCAAUUUUUGAUUUCCAAGGUAUGCAACAUCAAAUUGCCAGUAUAGCCACACAAAUUGAAGCCGCUCGUUUACUUGUCUACUCUGCUGCUCGAAUGCGUGAUGCUGGUGUUGAUGUUGUUCAAGCUGGUGCUAUGGCUAAAUAUUAUGCUUCUGAAGUUGCAACAGCAACAACAAGUAAAUGUGUUGAAUGGAUGGGAGGUGUUGGUUUCACCAAGGAUUAUCCAGUUGAAAAAUAUUAUCGAGAUUGUAAAAUAGGCUGUAUUUACGAAGGAACAACAAACAUUCAAUUGAACACUAUUGCUAAACUACUCAAGGCAACUUAUUCACAAUAGUUGUAAAUUGGAUGAUCACACCAGGAUUCAUAUUAACGGGAAGAAAAUUUCAUGAAUUUACUUUUGAUACCAUUAACUGGCAUAAUCAGGAUCUGAUCUUUGUUAAACUGUUUUUCCAAUGGAUGUUACUACGCAAAGAAACUACGUGUAGAUUGUUGAUUGCAAUAAAAUUCUUUGUAUAUUUAC